AUGGAUGCUGAUCAAGGUAAGAGAAAACGUGUCGUGGACGACGAACCUUGGAAGCUCUAUAUUCCAGUUGGUGAGCCGUUUCCUGUUACUCAUUGGUCAUCAUACACUAAUGUGGAUAUUGUAUCGGUUUUACAGUCAAUGUUGACUAAUGUCCAGCUUCGGAUAUGUGUUUUACGUUUUGGUCUUCGAGAAUUUGGUAUUGUAAGUGGUUUAACCUGUUGUGGUAAUGAACAUGUUGAGGGUAAAUUCAGUGGACCCAAUAGGUUGGUGGAUACUUAUUUUUCUGGUUUUGAAGUGGUGUCAAAGAAGUCACUUAUUGAUUGUUUUGAGAAGAAGAAAUGGCAGUCUGAUGAAGACGCAGUUAAGAUUGCAAUCAUUUAUUUCAUAAACGCAUUUCUAAUAUCCACUCAGGCUCAGAAGACAUUUAUAAGUAAACGUGAUUUUCAUCUUGUCGAGAGUGGUGAGUAUGUGUCGCUUCCAAGGGGUAAGAUUGCAUUUCGAGCUUUAAUGAAGUCGGUGAGGGACAGGUUGAAGGGAAAGUCUGAGUUUUAUAGGAUUGGUGGAUUUCCUCUUGCACUACAAGUGUGGUUCUAUGAAUGUUGCACUGUAGUUGAUCAAAAGUUUGCUAUUCGCGUUGGAUAUCAUACACCACACAUAUUGAAUUGGGAAAUGACAGACAGGCCAACGCGUGAGGACUUCUCUACUGGUUUCUUCAACAGCACUGGGAAUAAGUUUAAAAAUAUCUCUCCGACAAUUGAAGAGCUAAGGAGAUUUACUUUGCCUGUUGAAGUUACCGAUGAGUAUCAGAAAUAUUUGACAUCACGUAAAAGGGGAAAACUUUCUAUUGAUGAUAGCGAUGAUUUUGCCAUGCCACCCCCGAAACACAUUAAGGAGCCUGUCCCACCAAAAAAGGCGCCAAAAAGCGCGCCAGGUGUCCAACCUGUUGAUUAUGACCGUGAGUUGCAGAAGUUGAAAGCUGAUGUGAAGAAACUCCAUAAGCAGUUAAAUUCCUUCAUGGAUUAUAGUUCUGAUAAAUUCAAGGAGCUCUUUAAGUUGAUAAAUUCCAAGCUUGGUGCAAGCGAAGUCAAAUAUGGUGCACAUCCAGAGGAAGACACCAGUGGUCGUAAAGACAAUAAUGAUUUUGUGAGCAAUAUGGAGUUUGGUGGCAAUGAAGAUGUUCAAAUGGAUGGUUGUCAGGUCGGUGGAAGUGAAGGCAAAGAUGUUCCACAUUCUCAAAGAGAUACUAGUGUAGCAGAUCAGUUAGGUGUCAAUGCUAUGGAAGGACCUUCUGGUGUGAAAGUUGACAUGUUUGUUGCUAAAGUAAAUUUCACAGCAGAUGUAGCACAUGCUGGCGUUAUUGGUGAGAUUGCAGAUGCGGUGGCAGGGGAGACGGAGGAAGAAUCUAAGAAACAAAAGGUUCCUGAAUCCCGGACUGAUGCUGUUUGUGCGACCGCAAGUGUUGAUGCAGCGGCAGGGGAGACAGAGGAAGAAUCUGAGAAACAAAAGGUUCCUGAAUCUCGGACUAGUGCUGUUUGUGCGACUGCAAGUGUUGAUGCGGCGGCAGGGGAGACAGAGGAAGAAUCUGAGAAACAAAAGGUUCCUGAAUCUCGGACUGGUGCUAUUUGUACGACUGCAAGUAUUUAUGAGGCGGCAGAGGAGAUGGUUCUGUACAAUCGUGAAUUACUUCCUGAAGUAUCGCCGCAAAUGGAAAAAAGAAAGAGAUGUCCUGCAAAGGCCAUGCAGUCUCUGUUCAUUACUGUGUUUGAUUCAGGUUCCAGUACUGGUGUUGUUGCAGCGAAAGGAAAAAAGCAAAUUUAUGCUAUUAAGCAUCCUUUUCAAAGCAAAAUCGGAACUAGCGUUAACAGCUCUUUGUUGAAUGUAUUUGCUGUGUGGGUCAAAGAAGGGAAGUCCAGAAAGAAGAAUAAAAUUUACCCGAGACAUGUUAGUGAACUCAAUCCUGCUUAUGAUCUUGGUGUAUUUCAUGUCGAAGACAAAAAAUGUGAUUGCGGUGUAUUUGCGGCAUCAUUUGUCGAGUAUUUCAUUGAGAGCAAGACGCCUCCUAAAAAAUUCAAUGCCUAUGCACACCGGCGCAGAUUUGGUGCUCUCUUGUGGGAUUAUGCUAGAAAGAAGAUGGAACUGAACGCGCAAAGUGAUGAUGAGAUUAUUGGUUGA
Molecule: messenger RNA, 2172 nt
Organism: Nicotiana attenuata
Lineage: Eukaryota; Viridiplantae; Streptophyta; Magnoliopsida; Solanales; Solanaceae
Exons: 9
Coding region: 1-2172 (723 amino acids)
Source: RefSeq, a predicted model, not a curated record